GUGAUACCACUUCAAAAACCAUUAAUUGAUGACAGCUUAUCAGUAGCUUCUUCGAAAUCUGUCGUCAUUUCAGGAAGUUCAUAUCCGACCAGCUUCGACUAUUCAGCUUACAAUCCACAGUAUUAUAAUGGUAUGCGAGCUGGCUACUACGGCAAUGCACUUGCGGCCGGCGCCUCUGCAUACGCGGUAAGGUUUGCAUCCUCGGUCUGCCUUCAGGGGUUGGUUACCGUCACAUACAAUUUUCUCCUUCAAGGCGGCAAAUCUGCGAAGAAGAAGAAGACAGACUCGUGUUCACCUGCUGACACUCAUUUCGCACGAGUGUUCGUCUGGGAGCUCGACGAUAUAUGCACCUUGUCGACCGCCUCUCUUAACGAAGUCGCUCGCAAGGUUGGUCAUGUCGAUUCACUUAAUGAUUCCAGAGGCGGUGUGGAAGUGAUGCGUCGAAUGGCGAGCAAGUACCUCGCUCUACGACAGCUCUACCUGGAGUGUGCCCUCAAACCGGAUGCUCAAUUAUGUGACUACGGUGCUGGAUUAGUGCAUUUUUCACAAGCUGAUAGAAAGUAUGCAGAGGUCAAAAUCAUUUUUAGGACGGCUGUUUCGUCGGAGAAGUACGCAAACGUUGUGCUCUGUGGUGAUCCACUGGUGCCAGCAGUUGUCCAACUGCUUUUGGCAGGACUUGCACCGGUAGCACCCAUCGAAAACGUCUACAGCACCAACAAAACCGGCAGGGUUCGUAUGGUGUCUAAACUCCCACUGAAUUGGCAAUUAAUGAGUUUUGCAGGAAGCGGUGAUAGAUCGAAUUCAGAACCGUCAAUUCCGGUCUGGCCUAUCGUGACGACGGAUGACUUUGAGAAGUUAUACACAGCCCAGACCAAUUACCUGCUCGGCAGCCUCUGA
This is a messenger RNA of Angiostrongylus costaricensis, 897 nucleotides long. Lineage: Eukaryota; Metazoa; Nematoda; Chromadorea; Rhabditida; Metastrongylidae. The record is from the annotation of a GenBank genome assembly.